UGUCAAGUUUCUUGUACUUUAUAUAUGUAUAAGGAAGAAGAAACGCUAUAAUUUUUUCGACAUUUAUUUCUGAGUUUUACAGAAGCAACAUCAGAGAUUUGGAAUUUAUUGUGAUUAUUAACUUUGAACACUGAGGUUAAAGGAACACGACGUAUGAUAUAAUUAAUGAAAUAAUACAACAAAGAGAAAAUUGUCGGAUAAAAGGAGAUAUUGUUACGGAUUAUCUUUCGGAAUUAUAAAUAUCGUGAUAUGCAGACUAUAAGCUUAAAUGAAUGUUCUACUAAUAUUGUAGAAAACAAAGUUUCUCAGGAUGCUACAGAAUGUGACAUAGUUGAUCAUAAAAUAGUAACUCUACAUCAUCAAGUAGCAAAAUUGAAUGAAAUUAUAGUAAAUUUCGAAGAUGUUAUACAAAUAAAAGAUACACAAUUAGAAGACAUGCGUCGAAAGAAUGCUAGAUUACUGGCAGAGCUGAAAAAGCAACAAAAAUACAACAGAAAUCUUAAACAACAGUUAGAUGAUGAGAAAUUUGUCUAUCAGAGAAAGAAAAAUUAUUUCACUGAGGAAAUGCAACGGUAUAGAACCAAGUAUAUUGGUAACACAUCCACGUUUCAUCAACAAUGGCAUAAAGAGCUGGAACAAGCACAAGAUACUUUGGAAACGGAAAAUAAACAACUCAGAGAAGAAUUGGCAGAUAAAAAUCAAAUUACAUAUAAUUUAUGCAUAAAGUUCCUGCGUAUGAAACAUGCUAAAGAUACAUUAAGGCAUAAAUUAGAUCAGUUGCUACAUGAGCAUUUGCUAGUAAUGGCAGAAAUGAUGGAAAAGUUAGACGAAGCGCGAAAGGAACUUAAUCUUAUUGUGUCAGAGAAAUUUCAGGAACAAUUGCCUCUCAGUAAAGCGAAAUUUUUACAAGUUUUACAAAGGAAUAAUAGAUUGAUGUACGAAAAUGCAACAUUAAAGGUACAAGUUUAUCAACUGACACAGAAUAUAGAGAAACUAAAAAAUGACAUUCAGAGACCAAAGAAAAUUAAUAUAGACGCUAAGAUUAUUGAGAAAUUAUCAAUGCAAAGUAAUGCAAGAUCACUUGUAGAAAAAACAGAAAGAAUUGUUUUACUUUCUAAAUUAUCUCGUCCUGUGGAUUCUGAAGAUGUACACACAAUUUCAGGAGUGUCUUCUGGGAAUGUCAAUAAACAUACAUUUGAUAAUAUAAAAGAUGCAAAGAGCGAUUUUGAGGAAUUUCAUCCGGAACGUGCUCGAAGCGCGCCAGGAAUUGUAGAAGCAUUUACAAUUUCUCAACAUAACGAAUAAUUAUUUAAAAUAGACAAUAUGUGUUUACAGUCAUUCACAAAAAGGCUGUAACAUUUCCUUUCUUAUAAAAACGCAUUGAAAUAGCGUUAGAUUCUGGCGCAUUUUAAAACGUAUAAAAAAAGCGCCAUCUAUCUAUAAUUGAAAGUAAUUUUUUCUCUCCUUACAACUUCACACUGGAUCAUAAACGUCGAAUUUCAAGCGUAUAUCUUUCGACAUCUUGAUUGCUCGACUCUAUUUCUUAGCAAUGAGACAAUUGAAUUUGCUUCCUAGGAUUCCGUGCCAAUCCGAAAAUAAGUACUGCAGAGACAACUUACUAAUUUGCAUGGCAUACUCGCACGGCGGAAGCGUAAUAGAACAGUGCUUGCGGCCGGCACGCGGUCGGUC
Messenger RNA from Linepithema humile (Argentine ant), 1689 nucleotides. Its product is annotated as rho-associated protein kinase 1-like. The record is from RefSeq and is a predicted model, not a curated record. NCBI's taxonomy places the organism in Eukaryota, Metazoa, Arthropoda, Insecta, Hymenoptera, Formicidae.